This is a messenger RNA of Anguilla rostrata (American eel), 7258 nucleotides long. RefSeq names its product leucine-rich repeats and transmembrane domains 2a (gene lrtm2a). Gene Ontology annotation, molecular function: protein binding. The coding region runs from base 1163 to 2257 and encodes 364 amino acids. Lineage: Eukaryota; Metazoa; Chordata; Actinopteri; Anguilliformes; Anguillidae. The record is from RefSeq and is a predicted model, not a curated record. Gene Ontology annotation, cellular component: plasma membrane. The transcript has 4 exons.
CACACAAACACACACACAUGCACACACACGCACACACGCACACACACGCACACACGCACACACACACACAAACACACACACACAGACAUAAGUCCACACACACACUCACUCUCAGCCAGCCCCUCUCGCUCAGCUCUCCGCUGGGCAGGCGCGCAGCACAAACAGCUCUGUUUUGUCAUUCCAUGCAAAAGGAGGAGAAAGAGACAGAAAAGGGAGGGAGAAAAGCCUGCCUGCCAGCCAGCCAGCCUAUACGCUGGGAGAUUCUCAUCUUGUGCAUCAGCUGAUCCCCCUCUCUCUCUCUCUCCCACUCUCUCUCUCUCUCUCUCUGCCUCUCUCCCCCUCUCCCUCUCAGUACAGUGGCUCAGACAGAAACAGCAGGCUCUAAUGUUACUCUCUCUGACAAGCCGAGCCCCACACACAUGCCACACGCACCGCUGCACACACAUACCUAGAAACACGCGAGCGCUCGCAGGCACGCAGGCACGAUAGCCGCUGCCCCCGAAGGACGCCACACGCGCGCGAAUACACACACGCGCGCACAUGCACACAGGCACACACGCACACACGCACACACACGCACACACACGCGCUCGCACGCAAGCAGGCAGCCUCCGGACACUGGCGCACGCCGGGGCGGAGGAAGCACAAACAGAGCAGCGCUGGGAAGAGAUAAAGGAGCAUCCGGAAGGCAGAGCGCGGGCACCGUCCAUCAGACCGGGGGGAUCUGGAGCCCGGGAGCCCGGGAGCGGAGGCUUCUCCGCUAGGAAAACCCCCCCCUCGCUUCUCCCUCGUCCACAUGACAGCCGAACAUCUCGGAGGAUUAAAGUUCGCACCUGCAGAGGGGCUCUCUCGCUUCCCCCUCUCCCUCUCUCCUUUCCCACUUCACCUUCUUUAGCUGCUGCCGUCGGCGACGGCGGGGGACUGCUCUGUUUUCCGUAUUGUGAGGAUCUAAAAAGAUUUUUCCUUUUUUUUUUUUUUGGCGAAGCUUCAGAACGUAGCGCUGUGUUUGGGGACUCGGAUACUGGGAGGCGCAGGGCUUCCCGGCGCUGGGGACUGAUCGCCCUUCUCCCCAGUGAGGAGGCUGGCGCUGGGGUGGCACUGCGCUGCGGCAGCCAGAUGCCAGGCUCCAUCUAGGGCGGGAUUAAAGAAGGAAAGGUCCGAAAUGCAGCUCCUCGCCCUCGCCACGCCCUCCAAGAGACGUCAGGGUGGGAGGAUUCAGAGCAGCCCUGCUCUGCUGUGGUUUCUGUGUACACUGGCAGGGGUGCUGGGUAGGGGCAGCGGCUGCCCGUCCGUCUGCGUUUGCAACAGCACGGACGUGGACUGCAGUGGGCGUGGCCUCCUCUCUGUGCCCGCCCUAAACCUGCCCCCCGGCAGCAGGGCCCUCCUGCUGCCCAACAACCGCCUGAGCGUCCUGCCGGCCGACGCCUUCUCCAACGCCUCCUCGCUGGAGCGCCUGGACCUCUCCAACAACUUCCUGGACAACCUGCCGGCCGCGCUCUUCCGCGACCUCGCCAACCUGACCGAGCUGGUGCUGCGGAACAACAGCCUGACGGUGCUGGACCGCGACCUCUUCCAGGGCCUGACCCAGCUGCGCAGGCUGGACCUGUCCCUCAACGGGCUGUCCGCCGUGCCCCUGGGCCUGCUGGACGAUCAGAGCGGCCUGAACUGGCUGUCUCUGGCCACGAACAGGCUGCACGCGCUGGAGCGGGCCGCCUUCGAGCCCCUGGCCAACCUGCAGUACCUGCAGCUGGGCGGGAACCCCUGGGAGUGCGACUGCAACCUGCGGGACUUCAAGCACUGGAUUGAGUGGCUGCUGUACAGAGGUGGGCGGCUGGACGCCGUGGAGUGCACGCUGCCGAAGGACCUGCGUGGGCGGGACAUCCGGGGCGUUCCCGUGGAGAUGUUCAACUACUGCCUCCAGCUGGAGGACGAGAACGGGGGGACCAAAGGGGGAUCCCCGCCCUGCAGCAGGCCCUCGGAGAGCGCCCCGGCGGCGGACGCGGCGGCGCCCGCCCCGGACUGCGUGCGGCAGCGGUACCGGCCCGUGAGCGUGCGGCGGGCCAUCGGCACGGUGGUGAUCGCCGGCGUGGUCUGCGGCAUCGUCUGCAUCAUGAUGGUGGCGGCGGCGGCGUACGGCUGCAUCUACGCCUCGCUCAUGGCCAAGUACCAGCGCGAGCUGAAGAAGAGGCAGCCGCUGAUGGGCGACGGGGACGCCGACGGGGACGCCGAGGAGAAGCAGAUCUCCUCCGUGGCGUAGGGAGGAGGGGCGCGGGGGAGGCGGACCCGCUUUUCGCCGCCCCGCUCCGUCGUCUCUCGGGCGUUUCUCGAUCUCCAUUCCCGCCGGGCUGUUGCAGCGCCUCCUUCCUCUCCGGUCCUCCCCUCCUCCCUGUCGUCUCGCCUCCCGUCUGUCCCUCGUGAGGAGGUAGGAGCAUGCCGGGGCACGGACGCCCCGGGCACCUGUUCGGCUCGCCGGCGGAACUAAACCCAUACAGACGGCUGGUAAGAGGGUUGUGCGGUAAAAAUGACUACAUAUGAACACGGUAAACUGCAUCUCAGAACAGCGCCCCCUGUUGGCCACUGACCCAUUUUCCUCAGCCAGGAACAUUCAGACACUUUCUCUUAAGGGUCCUGACACCCCCACUGCUACUCCAUGCCCAAUGAUGACUGACCCCCCCCCCCCGCAACCCCACCUCAAAGAAGUGGGACUGUUUUUAAAGGAGGGGUACAGAGCCAGCACAGCCCCUCUACCACCUUAGAGGGGCCUAUCGCCCCUCUGUCCCGCUGUCAGUGCCCCUCUGAAGGGCACAAACAGUCCCACAAACCCUCUUUCAGCUCACAGUAUCUCUCAGCUGUCUCCACAGUGACACUAAUAUCCCCAUUUCUCUCUAUAUUAUACUAUAUCUCUGUAUUAUAUAGAAUGAUCUCAUGUCCUGUAUUAUGUGAUGUAGCCUCUUUUUCAUUUUUCACUAUUGAAUUGUUUUGUUUGUUUGUUUGUUGGUUUGCAUCUUAGGUCAUUAUUUAUUAUUUUGAGCAUUUGUUUACAGAUAUUUUAGUUUGGAAGGUAUGAUAUCCCAGUGUAAAUUGUUUUAGAGGUGGGUAGGUUUCUUCAAAAAGAAAACAGACAAUAUACUAAUACUAAUAUAAUAAUAUUAAUAAUAUUUGUUGUGUGUGCAGUAUUAGCGCUGUCAAUAUCUAGAUCCCAGUCAGUGGAUGCAGGUUUACCUUAUCCGAUUGUAGAGUAGGAGGAAACCCCAAAUAGUUAGUCACCCAUGGCCUGACCCAUGGGGAACCCCAGGGCCUGAUGGGUGCCAGAUAUGCAGGAAGGCAGAAAAAAGAGGGAAAGGCAGGGGGAACAUCAUGCUUUUCCCUCCACAUAGGGCACCCCGACAGCCCCAGUCAGAGUGACUACUAUUUUGCCCUACAGUAUAAACCAAUGCCUCUGAGUGUUUGCUGGUAGAUAUUCUAAUUUUGUUUGUUGUCAGUUUUUGUUCUCCCCGUUUAGUGUCCAGAGUGUCUAAUGUACCUUCUUUUGCUGUAUUUGUCAAAUGCAUUUUCGUGUUGUUUCUCUGAAUGGGAUAGUCAUGCUUAGUUCUGUGUUGACGGACCAACUUCAGGUGAUCAGGUUUUUUUUCACCAUGGCGGUGUGGAGCGUGAGCUGAGAGACGUGUGCGAGGAAGGCGACUGCGUUAAUUACGGUGUUUGGGCGCACAUCGUCUUCCACAGGGAAUGUUCCUUCUCUUCUGCUCUUUCCUGGCUGCCCAGCAGGGCUCUGUCACGAGAGAAGCACUUUGCAUUUUUUUAGGGGAAUCCAUUUUAAAAAUAAUAGUGGUGCAAAUGGCUGAGGAUAUAAAACACAUUGAAGAGUCUUGGUCUAAAGCACUUGCCAGCAAUAAGUGUUUCCCCGAUAAGAAACUAGGCUUGGCCCUUGACACAGUACUUUCCCAAAAUGAAGCACAAAAGUGGCUUCCAAGCCUAGCAACAGAGGUAUAAGCAGAGGGACACUGUCCUGUGCGGCUGUGAACAGAGAAAGAGCAGGGAGAAGGCUGCUGUGGGCCCAGACCUCAGCUGAUGGACAGGUGAACAUGCACGGGUGGAUUGUGGGAUUGUUGCCUGUUGCCUAGGCAACAGACGACAGUUCUUUCUGACCACCAUUAGCCAUUGGGCCAUUAGCUGCUGUACGAAGGGUUAAGUAAAAAGCAAUUAGCAAAUAAUAAUAGUGUAAUUGUGAUUCUUUUUGUCGAGACAGAAUUUGAGGUCUUCCGUUGUACAGAAAUGCUGCAAAAGGUAGUAGGACUGGGGGUUAUGGGUAAUCUGCAGAGCACAUUCUCUUGAUUACCUGUGAAAGUGGUGAUAAGUAAGCAGACAGGACGUCUCUAUCUCCCUUAACCUUUAAGCAGUGACCCUGGGGCAUGCUCUGCUGUCAGUCACUAUGCCAGGCCUUACAGUGAACCGGGUGAAAUGAGGACAGAGGAAAAACAGGAAGUAAACAUUUACAUGUAAACUGAUGCGGGCCUGGGGUGGGGGGUGGCAUUACAUUGCUACCCCCCCUCCCCCCGCUGUCCCCAAAAUCAACCCCACAGGGUCUCCCUCAGAGGGAGUUUAGCUGCAUUUAAGACUGGUCCAAGGAGGUUGCUGGUGAUAUUUUUGAUAUUUCCUUCAUUGUCACACACACACGCACCCAUAUACAGAUUUACAAACACUGUCACACGCACACACACACACACCCAUAUGCAGACUUACAAACACGCAUGCACACGUACAUGCACAAACACACACAUAUACAGACUCACACACACAAAUACACACAUACCGGUGCAAACCGACACACACACCCACACACACACACACCCAAACACACCCAAACACACGCACACAGAUACCAAUUCCCCAUGCUGUCUCUGUGUCAGCAUCACCUAUUCUCCCCCUUCUCUGGGAUUUACUUUUUUGCCAACUGUCAGAAGCAAACCUCACAGCUCGCUGGCGGCUGGGACAACACACACGACUACGUGCACUUGCAUUCUACAGUGCCUCUGUAGAAAAUUCCAGAGGCUGUUUUAUUUUUUACCUCAUUCCUUGAGCUCAAACAUACAGCACACAGCAGCGGUGAUUAUCAACCACAGCUAGUAACACCAACCCCUUGUACCAGUGCCCCUAUAAAUCACCCUUGUGCAUUCCACCUUCAUGAUGAUUCACUUGGGUAAUUACAACGGUCUAAUGUAUGAGUAAGACCUCUAUAAAUGCCUGUCCAAUAAUGAAUGUGGGCAUUCACUAUGCCCAACAGUGCUGAUGCAGUUUGGAAAUAAGGAAUUUAAAAAAGCACAGCUUAGGAUGGAAGAGGAAUACUGAAUAGAACUAAAAGUGCAAGAGGAUCAAUCCAAAUUAAAUGAAAUUGGAAAACAGUUGUUUUAUUGGCUCUCAGGAAAUAACUUCAGUUUGUGAGGUUUUGUCAGUUGAAUCUAAGAAACGUAUUUUUGUUGGGCUGAAGGAUCUAAUAAAUUAUUCUGUCGAGUGACACUCUUUUGUGACUGUACUGAAUAUUUUAGGUGGGUAACAUAUAGGAAAAGGCAAUUAAGAGUCACAAUUAUUUGAAUUCAGGCACCAACCAGUGCUAUAGCAUUUAUAAGAAUAUGUAACAAAGCUUUAUCGGUUUAUAUUUGUUUCAAAUUUGCUUUAAACAACGCUCUCUAUGUGAAACAGUGCCAUCUGGAGGUACUAAUGAUAAUAGCACAAACAACAGCACACCAAGGCAGAGGUGGACAGGCUUAAGAAUUUGAGGUAAAAUGCAAUCAACAUAAUAAUUAGUUAAAGAGCAGAGGGAAGUGACCAGAAUGGCAUUAAACAUCCCAUUCUCAUACAUGUAAACAUGUUCAUAUUUUCCAAUACUACAUGGGUUUUCAAUUGUGUGUCCAAUAUAUGGAACUCAUCCUUACCAAUAACUAGGACAAUGGCUGAACAGUCCCAUAUGUAACCAUUAUAUAGCAUACAUGUGCUACGUUUCUGUGAAAAGUGUGUCUAUGUGUCUCUUGGUAUCUUAUAACAUAUGCUACAAUCAUAUUUACCAAGUAAUGUAGAAUGUGUAGAAAUGUUUUGAGCAGUACCUUUUUUUGUAAAACUAUGAUAUUAACAAAAACUAAAUCUAAAACCCAGAGAGUAACUGUGUGCAGAACCCUAUACCAUUCUACCAUUCAUCUUGUUGCCCUUACGAUUGAAAUAACAAUUGUAAGGAUAUUAUUGUAGAUUGUCAUUGGCACUGAAAUGGCUCUACCGUGUAUAUCCUCUACGAUGAAGGUGAUAGUGAGUUUACAAGCUAUUAUAGUUCUCUGAGAAUUUAAAAAAUCAUGAAAUUAUGAGUGGUUUAACAUCCUCAACAUUUAAAAAACGCACUUUACGAAUGCAAAAGAAGCUAUUAAUUGUACAAAGCAAUUUAGUAAACAAGAAAAUGUGACAGCAGCCUAUUUUUUCCACUGUAACAAUAAAUUAAUGAAUACAGUGCUGAAACAUAGUUUAGUUUAAAAAGCUGUACAUCUAUCAAAACCCAAAUAAUACAUCUCAACUUACAGCAAAUGUCAAGUGCACUGCAUCUUUCCUAUAACGAAAGCCAGUCUAGCAAGAAUUAUUGUGGAAUACAGUUCUUAAUGUCUCUGCCCUCACCCCUGCCCCCCCCCCCCCCCCCCCCCAUUCUACAUGCCCCCUCAGCUACUCCUGCCCCGAUCCGUUGACCACAUCUGCAUGUUAGCCAUUUAGGGCCUGAUUUACUAAGACCUUUAGCACAUGCAAAACCUUUCAGGACAUGCAAAACUCAUUACACAACCAAUAACUGGUGUUGAGCAAAUACCACGACCAAUCAUUGGUCAUGUUAUUGGUUUUGCGUGUGCUAAAAGGUUUUGUACAUGCUAAAGGUCCACGUAAAUCAGGCCCAUAGUGCACAAAAACACACUUCCAAAUUCUCUGCUAAUAUGGAUAAAUAUAACUGGGUGGAGAAGGAUUGCUGCUCUUGGCUGGGCAGACUGAAAAGCUGGCCCUCUUUUAAAGGGGCUCCAAGUUUGCAUUACUAGACUACGUCAUCAUGUAUUUAUUUAUCUAUUUAUUUAUUUAUCUGUUUUUCUAAAAAUUGUUAUAAAGAAAUUAUAUGGGAUGAAAUAAAAAAUGCUUCUUUAUUUUUUGCUCAAAAUUACAAAGCUGUUUGAAAUACUAUUUGUGGGUUGUGGAUUAAGAUCUGUCAAAAAAACAAAAAACAAUAAAGAAUGUAUUUCCUUAA